Messenger RNA from Merops nubicus (carmine bee-eater), 855 nucleotides. RefSeq names its product chymotrypsin-like elastase family member 2A. The transcript has 8 exons. Gene Ontology annotation, biological process: proteolysis. Gene Ontology annotation, molecular function: serine-type endopeptidase activity. The record is from RefSeq and is a predicted model, not a curated record. Lineage: Eukaryota; Metazoa; Chordata; Aves; Coraciiformes; Meropidae. The coding region runs from base 1 to 855 and encodes 284 amino acids.
AUGCUCCAAGUCCUCUUUGCUCUGCUGCCUCUGGCAGCUGCAGCCCUCGACUGCGGGGUUCCUGCCUUCCCACCCACUGUGUCGAGGGUUGUUGGAGGGGAAAAUGCAAGACCCUUCAGCUGGCCCUGGCAGGCCUCCCUUCAAUACAGCUCAAAUGGCAAAUGGCAUCAUACCUGUGGAGGAUCCCUCAUUGCAACCAACUGGGUGCUGACAGCUGCACACUGCAUCAGUUCUUCUAAGAAAUAUCAAGUUUUGCUUGGAAAAUACAACCUGGCAGCUGUGGAAGAAGGAUCACUUGCACUCUCUCCAGAAAAAAUCAUUGUCAACGAGAACUGGGAUCCAGAGAAUAUUGCAAAUGGGAAUGACAUUGCCAUGAUCAAACUCCCUGAGCACGUCCCCCUGAGCGACCACAUCCAGCCAGGCUGCCUGCCCCCUGCCCAGAGCAUCCUGCCUGCCAACACUUCCUGCUACGUCACGGGCUGGGGCAGGCUGCAGACAAAUGGACCUCUCCCAGAUGACCUGCAGCAAGGCCGGCUGCUGGUGGUGGAUUAUGCCACUUGCUCCCAGCCCAGCUGGUGGGGAAGCAUUGUGAAACCCACCAUGAUCUGUGCUGGUGGGGAUGGAGUCAUCUCCAGCUGCAACGGGGACUCUGGUGGCCCUCUGAACUGCCAAGGGGCUGGUGGCCGCUGGGAGGUGCAUGGCAUCGUCAGCUUCGGCUCUUCCCUGGGCUGCAACUACUACCACAAACCUUCUGUCUUCACUCGGGUCUCUGCCUUCGACAGCUGGAUCCAGCAGGUGAGGCUCUGGCUCUUCCUGAUGGGGAAAACAAGUCCCUUUGUUAUGGCCACCAACUAA